AUGCAGACUACUUGUACAAACAUUUGUGAAAGACUGUGCAAUAAGUCCAUCUGUGAAAUUUCCUUCCUACUAAAUAUUCCACGGUCAACUGUUAGUGGUAUUAUAACAAUGUGGAAGCAACUGGGAACAACAGCAACUCAGACACCAAGUGGUAGGCCAAGUAAAAUGACAUAGCAGGGUCAGCGCAUGCUGAAGCGCACAGUGCUAAGAAGUCGUCAACUUGUCUGCAGAGUCAACAGCUAAAGACCUCCAAACUUCAUGUGGCCUCCAGAUUAGCACAACAGUGCAUAGACAGUUUUAUGCAAUGGGUCUCUAUGGCCGAGCAGCUGCAUCCAAGCCUUACAUCGCCAAGUGCAAUGCAAAGCGUCUGGUGCAGUGGUGUAAAGCACGCUGCCACUGGACUCUAG
Molecule: messenger RNA, 407 nt
Organism: Staurois parvus
Lineage: Eukaryota; Metazoa; Chordata; Amphibia; Anura; Ranidae
Source: the annotation of a GenBank genome assembly